AUGUCCGACAUUUUCAAUCGUUUGGAUAUCUCUGGGAUGGACCGGAGAGUGCAGAGCGACGAUAAUAUUAGUUUGGGUUACACACCUAAAAAUAUGGCAGGAACGGAAACUGGAAGCAAGAGAGACCCACACCCACUUGCAAAAAGCUCAGAGACCCUGGUUGUUGACGAUGACAACACAGUUGCGUUGUCCUUAACAGCGAACGAUCUCUCCAUUCAAGAAGCUAAAACGUACCUCAGGUGGUACAACAAUAUACUAUCCCGAAAGCAUGGCGAGAGAACCAUAACUUUGGAAGAUGUGUUUAAAUUUCUUUCCAACUUUCGCAUCUCCGAAGCCAUUAAAAGCAAACUGAGAGAGCUCUUUGGCAAAAUAGCAUACUCUCUCAAUAUCGGCCAAUUCUAUGCACUGCUGAGAUUGUUGGCUCACACAUUAGAAGGCAAACCUCUUAAAAGAUCACUAAUAAAGGAACAGGCGUCCAUUCCCAAGCCCAUUUCAAUCAUGGCUCGUAAAAGAGCGAAAGAUCCAAACGAAAGCAUCGACAACUCCGAAACAAGCUCGAUAGACGAACAGCUGACAGACGUCAGUUCCCAGCCGCCCCAGAAAUUGGACUUGGACUCGUUUACACAAUUUAUUCUUACAGGAGAACGCCCUUCAGAAUCACCGAAGAAGAAAAGCCGGUCGGGCAAGAAGGUCAAGUUCUCGGAUCAGGUGAUCAUAGAGCCUCCACCUUCUGACGACAUGUCUGUAUCCUCUACAGAUACGCCCCCCGAGACACCUGGCCUUGAUCUCUCCUUGCCGAUGGACCAGUUGCUUGCUCGGAUGAAGAAUCAAGCUUCUCCUCUGAAUAUGCAGCAAUUACAACAACAGAACACCGAGGACGAGGAGGAAGAAUUGAAAGACAUGCAAGAGUCCAUCAAUCAUUUCCAGAAUGUGACUAUUGAUAGUGUGUCCAUUCAUGGUACGCCAUCCAGUGUUCCUACUUUACAGGUCAAUGGUGGAUCUCCUGAUACCGGGACACCCCCAUUGCAACCACUUGCUCCAAAUUUAACGGGAAGUGUGUCCAAAUCAAUGAGAAAUCACUACAAUCUGCCACCUCCAAGAGAACGAGGAAAUUCAUCUCCAUUACCGUUUAGCUCACAACCCAGGGUCUCGUCUCCGCUUACGCGCAAUGGAACUACAUCCGCAGACAGCGCCGCAUCGUUUUUGGAAGCUGCACUUUCGCCAGGAGUCGGCAGCCCUGGGCCAGACCAUUCACGUGCGACGCCUCCUCCACCACCUCCUUCAAGAAACAGAGGCGCCUCGUUGCUCAGGCCUCCUCCACCUCCUCCGAGAUCGCGCAAAAAUUCAUCUCCACCACCAGUACUUGCUCCUGAAGGUCCUACACAAGAACAGCCAUCUCUGCCGCCCAAGCCUUUUUUGACUGAUAUGCAGCGUCAGCACCACGUGAGUGCCGAAAAUAUGACGCCAAACUUCACUGGAGGGUUUGGCCAAGGGUCUGAUCUUCUAAACAGUCUAAAGAGUCUGCAGGCGGAGGUUGAUCGGAUCAAGGCGAACGAGUACUAG
Ogataea parapolymorpha DL-1 is the source of this 1563-nucleotide messenger RNA. RefSeq lists its product as uncharacterized. The record is from RefSeq and is a predicted model, not a curated record. The transcript has a single exon. Bases 1 to 1563 code for a protein of 520 amino acids. NCBI's taxonomy places the organism in Eukaryota, Fungi, Ascomycota, Pichiomycetes, Pichiales, Pichiaceae.